Molecule: messenger RNA, 435 nt
Organism: Pochonia chlamydosporia 170
Lineage: Eukaryota; Fungi; Ascomycota; Sordariomycetes; Hypocreales; Clavicipitaceae
Exons: 2
Coding region: 1-435 (144 amino acids)
Source: RefSeq, a predicted model, not a curated record
AUGGUAGUUGUGAACUGGCAACGACAAAGCGUUGGUGUCGAUCGAAGCGCUCCAAUAGAUGUGAUGCCUCUCAAUGCAGUUCACUUGCAUCAAGAUGGGAAAGAACUAGAGCUCGUGGUGGGGCCAAGACCUGGGACUUACCCUGCAGGAAUUACCCAACUGCGAGAACAGUCUGGUACUCGUAACUCAACCUUCCAUCAUCUCAAGGGCGCGGAACAGAGGCAGCAGCACAAAUCUUGCAGAUUAAUGGCAAGCAGAUGCACGACAUCUCGCAAUUCAAGAUGUCAUCAUCUAAGCUGGGAUUUUGCCCACCAAGCUUAUCGCCAAGUCCGAAGACGAUCUCACAUCGCCAAAUUAUUUCCGGGGCACCACUUCACGGCAGCGGGACCUCCCAAAACACCUUUAGUACGCAGGUGUCUCCCAAGUCGCGACUGA